GCAUUGAUUGGCCGCCUCAUGAAUGAAUCAUUGGCAGCACUACUACAAUAGUCUCUCAGAAGAUGGGAAAAAGUAAAUGAUGAGAGAUAAUCUCAACCUGCUGAUCAAACAGAAACAGCCUGGUUUCAGCAGAAGUUGAAUGCCAGAAUAAUGCAUUUUAAUAGGGAUGAUGGUCCACUUAGGUUUCGAGGCCAGCAAGAUGACUUAAAAGAGCGCAGCAAAGACUUACAAAAUCUUGAGCGGCAAUCUUUGAAGCAAAGAAAAGGGAUAAAUACGUCAAACAAAAUGAAAAUCUUGAGUUCUCCAGUUUCAUUCUUUGCGCCCAACUGGACACCUGGUGGAUGGGUUUUCUUAUAUUUCCUUUACCUUGGUCUUCUCACUUUGAUCAUUGGAUUAAUCCAUUCCAGUCUACCAGAACCAUUAACCAUGGAUGACUUAUCUGCUGCAAGUGAUAAUUCAGAGCGUUUCAUUGGUGCUAAUGCUGAAGCGUACCUUAAAUCUCUUAUCAAAAUGGGUCCAAGACCUGUUGGUAGUAAGGAAAAUGAAGUUAUGGCACCAGAUUUUCUACGAGCUGAAAUUAUGAAAAUUCAGAAAGAAUCCAACAAUAUGCAAUUUAUUUAUAUUUCUGAUCAAGUGGUUAGUGGAUCAUUUUACAUCAAGCAAAAUCUUGGGUACGCAAGUUUUUACCACAAUGUACAGAAUAUUGUAGUUCGACUGAGUUCUCGUCAAGGAGGUAAUUCCUCAGCAGUUCUUGUAAACUGUCAUUAUGAUAGUGUUCCUGGGAGCCCUGGUGCCAGCGAUGAUGCAUUUCAUUGUGCUGUUAUGCUGGAGCUACUGCGAGUUUUAUCACAAUCAAAGAAACCCUACCUUCAUGAUAUUAUUUUCUUAUUUAAUGGUGCUGAGGAGAGUGGACUUCAGGCAUCUCAUGGAUUUACUACUCAGCACAAGUGGGCCAAGGAUGUCAAGACAUUUGUCAACCUUGAAGCUUGUGGAGCUGGAGGCAAGGAGGUUUUGUUCCAAACUGGACCUAAUUGCCCGUGGCUGGUAGAGAUCUAUGCCAACGUUGUUCCUCAUCCUCAUGGAACAGUCAUGGCUGAAGAAUUGUUUCAGAGUGGUGUUAUUCCUUCUGAUACAGAUUUCCGAAUAUUCAGAGACUUUGCACACAUACCAGGGGUUGACUUUGCUCACUCUGAUAAUGGAUUUGUCUACCACACUAAAUUUGAUAAUGGCAAGUUAGUAUUUGGCGGCUCAUAUCAACACACUGGAGAUAACUUGCUUGCGCUUAUGCCAGCAUUAGCAAACAGCCCCCUUCUUGAUUCUGUUGACCAAUCAGGAGGUCCAAUGGUCUAUUUUGAUUUUCUUGGAAUGUUUUUCAUUCACUACUCAAAAAUAGUAGGAACUGUUCUUAACAUAUUCGUCACAGUUUUGUCUUUUAGCACAAUUGUGGUGCAGCUUUUCAAAACAAGAAAAGCUAUUGGACAAACAUCAUCCGAAAUUUCGUGGACAUUUGGCUUUGCUGUUUCUGCAACACUCGUUGGUUGGAUUAUAUCCAUAUUGUAUAUUUUUUUAUUGACUAUGUUGCUGAAUUGGGCUAAUAGCACUCAAUCUUGGUAUCGCAGUUUUUACUACCAGUUUGGUUUGUACUACUGUUCAACUAUGUUUUUCUGUGUCACUACUCCAUUCCUUCUUAAUCAAAAAUCCAAGUUAUCAAACUUGCACCAAUCCAUUAUGAAUUCUUUGGGAACACAAUUUCUUUGGACUGUAGUUUUGCUCCUAGGAACCACCUUUGGCAUACGCUCAACUUAUCUUAUAUUGAUACAGGUUACGCCAUCGGUCAUAAGUAAUUUAGGAUUAUUGUUCUGCAGAAAUUACAGAUCGAGAACUUGGAUUGGUAUCCAAAUUCUGCAGUCACUGAUUCCUCUCAUAUUUGGAAUACGUCACACUGUUAUGGCAAUGGCUGUAUUUAUUCCAAUCACCAAUCGAUCAGGUGCUGUAUUGAAUGUGGAACUUGUAAUUGGAAUUCUGUCUGCACUGACUUGCAUCAUUAUAGUUAGUUAUUGGGUUCCUUUGUCGGUAUUUAUUCGUCACAUUUCAGUUGUAUCAGUUUUUGCAACGGCCCAUUUAAUCACUUUACUGAUUGUAUUGGCUGCCCGACCCCUUCCAUUUUACGAGUGGCAAUCAGGAGAGUCGGGAGUUCUUCAAAGAGUUCCUUUAUGGCAUGUGCAGCGCAAUAUAUAUGAUGAGUCAGGAAAAGUCCGACUCUCUGACUCUGGCUAUUGGGUGAUGAAUAUGGACCGAAGUGCACCUUAUCUCUUAAGGGCAUCUGUUCCAGAAAUGACUUCAGCAGAGCAAGCCACUGUCCUCUGUGACAGUGAGUUGUUUUGUGCCCUUCCACUGUACAGCCCAAGGAUGACAAACUUUUUGAAUGGAAGCAAUUGGAUUGCAGGCCCAAAACCAUUUAAACAGUCCAUCCUCACAGUUAAUACACAAAUAAGCGCUCUUACUCCUGUCACAAGGAGAAUAACUUUCACAAUAUCAGGGCCACAGCAAAUGAGUUUUAUGUUUGCUCCUUUGCCUGGUAUUACUGCACAAGGAUGGAGCCUACAGGCAGAUUUGAUACCCUCUGUAUUGUAUAAAGAGAGACCUGCAUAUUUCAUCUUUUACCAAAGAGGUUUGGAUUCACUAUCAUGGACUUUUCACAUAGAUUUCAAAGUUGAUGAAUCUCACUUCAAAGGAAGUGUGAACAACACAGUCACUGUAGGAGUGUCGGGCAGUCACAUUGAUUUUGGUCACUUCUCCGAGGAGUUCAAGCUUUUCAUUCAGAAAUUCCCAAAAUGGUCUUUUGUCUCACCACGAGCAAGUGAGUUGAGAAUUUGGGAAGUAUAAGUGUUUAUCAUUUUAUAGAUAAUGAGAAGGAAUACAGCUCCUUAGAAUGGUAGUUACUGUAAAUUGGAAAUCACUUUUCAUCGAAUACUUAGUACACAAAUACUGUUUAAAUUUGUCUGUGAUAUUUAUUUACAACUGAAGUUCAGUAGAUACAGUCUGAUUUAUUCGGCACAUUUAUCUAUAUAUAACAUAGAUACAAAGUCAUCCUCAAAUUCAAAACAACGCUUAGUUAUAAUGUCUUUCAAGCAAACAUUCUGUCCAAUCUGCUCAUUUGUAAAAUUAUGUAUAAAGUUAUAGCACUUGAUGUCUUAUGUAAAAUAUUUAUACAAGUAACACAAAUUGUCAACAAUAUCUGUUUUGAUAUUAAAAGAUCUAUUUUACAUAACUAUAAGAAAUAUAAUUUACAUACAUACUUCA
Frankliniella occidentalis (western flower thrips) is the source of this 3303-nucleotide messenger RNA. RefSeq names its product endoplasmic reticulum metallopeptidase 1. Bases 151 to 2886 code for a protein of 911 amino acids. Lineage: Eukaryota; Metazoa; Arthropoda; Insecta; Thysanoptera; Thripidae. The record is from RefSeq and is a predicted model, not a curated record. Gene Ontology annotation, biological process: proteolysis. Gene Ontology annotation, molecular function: metalloexopeptidase activity. The transcript is spliced from 15 exons.